Molecule: messenger RNA, 3818 nt
Organism: Octopus sinensis (East Asian common octopus)
Lineage: Eukaryota; Metazoa; Mollusca; Cephalopoda; Octopoda; Octopodidae
Exons: 21
Biological process (GO): signal transduction
Cellular component (GO): cell surface
Source: RefSeq, a predicted model, not a curated record
CCUUGUUGUGUCCCUUGGCAAAAGUUUCUCUGGGCUCAUCAGCAGUUUCAAAAUAUGGAAUGGUAUAUCACCCAAUCCACUGCAAACCAAAAACUUGGUUGUGGGACCUCUAGGUACACUAGCCCAGGGAUGGACUAAUUUAAUUCUUGGAAAAAGCAUAAAAAAACUGUCUCCCAGCUACUUCAAUGAAACAAUCUGUAAUUAUGGAUUUUACGAUGAGAGCUGUUCAUCCAAACUAGAUAAAACCAAACCAAAGUUCACAACCUGUUCUCAGAAGGACAUCUUCUUUGUCAGCAAGGGCAGUUUGGCAGAAGGUAUACCGCUACCCAAACCGACAGGUGUGGGAAAAAUUACUUCGUCUCUUAACGAAGAUGCUACAUACACAUGGGGUGUAUAUUCUGUAAUCUACGUACUCAAAGACAAUUUCGAUAAUUAUGAUACAUGUCGCUCAAAACUGUAUGUCCAAUAUGGAAUCUGUGAAUAUCAACCGAGUUUGGACUGUUCCAAUACGACACAAAGUUGUUAUCCCCCUUGCAAUUCAAGCCUUUCAUUUCCUCAAGACAACAUGGUCUGUGGUAAACUUGGUACCUAUGACUGGAGGAACCCAUUUGUGAAACAAAAAUUCCCAUCUUGUGGACCAAGAACCGAGGGAUUGGUAAACCUCACCGUCAAUUUCCAAAAUGUGUCUGAUUCAAGUUGCGAUAGCAGUUUCGAAGCAGAGUUAAAAACACUUAUUAUAAAGGUGACAAAGAAUGCUGAUAAAGUAUGGCCUGGACUUUGUGUAGAUCAGAGUUGUUCAAAUAUAAAUGCUGUUGUUGAUUGUCAAAAUGAUGGCAAAACAGCAAAUAUUGUCAUGACAGUGAAGAAUGUUAAGGCCAAACUGAAGGAUGCUACUACUGGCACAGUAGAGGACACGGAACAAAUCCUAAAAUUCAUGCUAAGAAAAAUAGCAGUAGAUAAAAAGGUCACAGUUGACACCGAGAAGGACUAUUGUAAGAUGGGCUCUGAACGUGUUGGAGAUUUGUGUAUUGCCUGCACUCCUGGUAUGUUCUAUCACACAAGAACCGAAGCUUGUCACUUGUGUUCAUUGGGCUUCUAUCAAGAUCAAAGUGAACAGACUUCAUGUAAAAGUUGCCCCGGUGGUUACACAACAAUGGCUAAAGGAUCUCAGUCACUAAAUGAUUGUUCAGUGCUGUCGUGUCCAGUGGGUAGCUCUUACAACAGUUCCACUCAGAAUUGUAUGGAAUGCCCGAAAGGGUUCUAUCAAAACAAAGUUGGUCAGACUUAUUGUGUACCUUGCCCAUUGGGACAGGACACUCCAGAUGUUGGGGCCAUUUCAGAGAGCAAUUGCAACAAAGCCGUAUGUCAAUCUGGGAGUCAAAGGAUCAAUGGAAAAUGUGAGUUAUGUCCGCUGGGUUUCUUUAGAAGAUGGUAUAUCGAUGACAAGUGUAUACCUUGCCCUAGGGGAACCACAACAAAUGUUGUCGGAGGCAAGAAACUAUCCGACUGUACUAUACCUCCUUGUAAACCUGGUGAAUACCUUGAUAUACAAACUGUCACUUGUACGAAAUGCAAAGCAGGAACAUACCAAGAUAGGACAAACCAAAUGAGCUGUGUGCCAUGCCCCGGGGGGACCUGGACGAAAGAGAAUGGUGCCACCAGUGAAACUGAUUGUAAAUUAUAUUGUAAACCCGGCUUUUACAUGUCAAGUGACUCAAAAUGUUUACCGUGUCCCCGAGGGUUCUUCAAAGAACAAUCAGGCAACACAGCAUGUACCAAAUGUCCCCAGGAAGAUAGAACAACAGCUAGAGAAGGAACUGUUUAUUCCACAGAUUGUUCUAUUGUAUUAUGUAAGCCAGGACACUACUUGAACACCAAUGAGCAGAAGUGCUACCCAUGUCCUGUGGGCUCCUACAAGACCACAACUAACCGUGACAUUACUUGUGAGAGAUGCCCUAAGGAUAGGUCGACAGAAAAUACUGGAUCUCAGUCAGUUGCAGAUUGUUCCGUAGUGAUGUGUAAAGCAGGGACCUACAUCACACCAUCUGGUUGCAAAGAAUGUGCCAAAUCCUAUUAUCAACCAAAACCAAAAAUGACUGAAUGCAUUCCUUGCGGUGUGGACAAAACAACUUAUGAAACGGGAGCCACUUCGAAGUUGCAAUGUUUACAUGUCUGUCCUCAAGGAGAAGCUUUGAACUAUAACACAUCCCUGUGUACCAAGUGUUUAAGUGGAUAUUAUGGGGACCGUCAAACUUCUCAGUACUGUGUCAAAUGCCCAACAGGGAAGACAACCAUCGGAACUGGUGAAGAGUCUCCCAGCAAAUGUAUUGAAAUACCUGACACUAUGGCACAGGGUGAAAGUUCGUCUGUGACACUUUACAUAAAAUUCAGGUUUCAUCUUCCACAUUGCGACACUCAACGAAGCCAGCAGCUGUACGAACACCUCAUUACCGAUCUUGUCCGAGACAACUUGAUCACCUUAGGCAAAACAUGGCAGGGACUGUGUUCAAAUAAAUGCAAAUCCCUACAGACUCGAGUGAAAUGCAUCGGUACAAAUACGAACCAAGCUAAUGCGCAGGACCUUAAAGAACCAGUAGACGUCAUUGUUGUAAUUACUGAUGUGAAGUACACCUUAUUUAACAUUAAGGAUAACAUUACAGUCCUUGCGGCCAGUGUAAUUGGUCAACAUUGCUUAAAGUUAUCAAGAUACACUUUGAUUGAACAAAAUAUAAUACCUGUGGAUGCUUGCCAAGUCAGCCUUUCGUGUUUCUGUGUUGAUGGCCAGAUACCAAUCUAUGGGAAAUACAUAUGUGGUGACAACUGUAAACCAUGUCCACGUGGUACUUACCACAAUACCAGUGUAUCACAGUGUCAAAUGUGCCCAAAAGAUCAUUACCAAGACAAAACUGGGUCCACAAAAUGCAAAAGCUGUCCAUCACCAUUCAAGACCGACAAUAAGGGAGCUCAAUCCAGAGAUGAAUGCAGUGAUAAACGCCAGAUGUCAUUGAUUAUAAUAGUGUUGUCUUGCAUAUUUGGUUUAUUGCUCCUAGUUUUGAUUGUGGUUGGCAUCUAUUUGUCCAUGAGGAAAGGCCGGCAAAGAUCUAUUAUGCGACGCAUGAAAAACAGACUGACAGAGCCAUACACCAACCCCUUAUUCAGGAAUAAAUAUAACACAAACAAAAUGGAAUCAAGUCGUAGAGUGAAAUGGUCAGAGCCUGAGAACUAUUCACCACAUUAUGUGUCACCAUAUUUCGAAGCAGAACAUGAUUUCAGACGUUAAUCUUCAGGAAUUAUGAUAUAAUCCUAUCAAGAACUGUUCAUCCUAAUCCAAUUAUCUGUGACUGUUACUAUUAAUACUAACUCUAUUGUUACUAAUGCAAACUAUUAUUAUUGUUUUUUUUUGUGUGUGUAUGGUAAGCAUCAUGAAGUAAGACUUGGGCAGCAAACUCUCACAUAAUCUUUCUAAUAGAGUUAAGUCUGCGAAUUCAAAAUGAGACUUAGAAAGCUGUUGUUGUUUCGUGUUUCUUAGCAAUUUGCUAAUUCACUUCAAAAACGGUGUAAAAUGCUCUUCCAAACAAACAAAGAAACAAAAAAAAUUUAAACUAAAAUAUAAAAGAAAAAUGAUGUCAUCACAUGCUUAUUCCUCAUUCCCAACCUCUUUUCCCCCAUCCUUGUAAAUGUCUGACCCCCCCGUAAUAUUAAUUUAAAUCCAUGGAAGAGGUAUCGGAUACGGUGUGAAGAAUAUUUUUGGUAAUAUGAUGUAUUUACAAAAUAAUUGUUUCAUAUUUAUAUGUAACAGCUUAAAAUUUGGGGUGUUU